Molecule: messenger RNA, 1419 nt
Organism: Sturnus vulgaris (Common starling)
Lineage: Eukaryota; Metazoa; Chordata; Aves; Passeriformes; Sturnidae
Gene: PCMTD2
Product: protein-L-isoaspartate (D-aspartate) O-methyltransferase domain containing 2
Biological process (GO): protein modification process
Cellular component (GO): cytoplasm
Molecular function (GO): protein-L-isoaspartate (D-aspartate) O-methyltransferase activity
Source: RefSeq, a predicted model, not a curated record
CUCAGCUGGGCAGUGUUUACAGCCCGAACGCGCCGGCCUGGGCUGAUCCGAGCAGAGCCGAGCUGAGCCGAGCCGAACCGAACCAGGCAGAACCGGGCCGAACCGAACUGACCCGAACCGAGCCGAGCCGAGCCGAACGGAGCCGAGGCGAACCGAAACGGGCCGAACCUAACGGAGCCGAGCCGAAGCGAGCCGAACGGAGCCGAGCCGUGCCGAACGGAACCGAACGGAGCCGAGCCAUCCGUUGAGUGUUUACAGGAGGCUGCUGAAGAUGGGAGGCGCGGUGAGCGCGGGAGAAGAUAACGAUGAGUUAAUUGAUAACCUGAAGGAGGCGCAGUACAUCAGGACAGAGUUGGUGGAACAGGCAUUCCGAGCCAUUGAUCGGGCAGAUUACUACCUGGAAGAGUUCAAAGACAAUGCCUACAAGGACUUGGCAUGGAAGCAUGGAAAUAUUCAUCUCUCAGCACCGUGCAUUUACUCAGAGGUGAUGGAAGCUUUGGACCUGCAGCCAGGGCUGUCGUUUCUGAACCUUGGCAGUGGCACUGGUUAUCUGAGUUCCAUGGUUGGACUCAUCCUGGGUCCUUUUGGGGUUAACCACGGUGUGGAGCUUCACUCUGAUGUGAUCGAGUACGCGAAGCAGAAAUUGGACUUUUUUAUUAAAACAAGCGACAGCUUUGACAGGUUUGAAUUUUGUGAGCCAUCCUUUGUCAUUGGCAAUUGUUUAGAGAUUUCUCCAGACUGCACUCAGUAUGACCGUGUCUACUGUGGUGCUGGAGUCCAGAAGGAGCACGAGGACUACAUGAAGAACCUGUUGAAAGUUGGGGGAAUUCUUGUCAUGCCUCUAGAAGAGAAGUUGACUAAGAUAACUCGGGUUGGUCCUUCUGCCUGGGAGACGAAGAAGAUUCUUGCUGUUUCUUUUGCUCCUUUGAUUCAGCCAAACCACACAGAUUCAGGAAAAUCAAGGCUCGUUCACUUGCCCCCCGUGGCCGUUCGCAGCCUGCAGGACCUGGCUCGCAUCGCCAUCCGAGGCACCAUCAAGAAAAUCAUCCACCAGGAGGCCCUGAGCAAGGCUGGCAACGGGCUGAAGAACCCGCCCAGGUUCAAGCGGCGGCGGGUGCGGCGCCGGCGCAUGGAAACCAUCGUGUUCCUGGACAAGGAGGUGUUCGCCAGCCGCAUCUCCAGCCCCUCCGACGACAACAACAACAGCGAGGACAUGGAGGAGGAGAGGCCGGAGGAGGAGGAAACCAAACCCUCGGAACUAAAGCCAGAGCCUCCCGUAAACUUUUUGAGAGAAAAGGUCUUGAGCCUGCCACUGCCCGAUCCCUUGAAGUAUUACUUGCUUUAUUACAGGGAAAAGUAGUUUUCCUUCUUCUAGGAAGUGGGAAGUAGGCAGAGAAUAAAGUAUUCCUUAGGGCUUGA